Physella acuta is the source of this 1028-nucleotide messenger RNA. RefSeq lists its product as uncharacterized. The record is from RefSeq and is a predicted model, not a curated record. NCBI's taxonomy places the organism in Eukaryota, Metazoa, Mollusca, Gastropoda, Physidae.
AAUAAUUACACCCCGCUCUACUGAAGACAUAAAUAAUAAAAUAAAGCGUCUGAAAAGCAAAUCUUCUAUUAUGAAAACUAAGCCCGGCGGAUAUAAACGUAUAUCAAGUGGUUCAGCCGAUGCUUUAAAAUGUCGCACAAAAAAUAACAGAAAACGGAAGCGAACAAGCAAUUAUCAAAUUCAACAUCAAAAUCGCAUGAAAACCAUUUGUUUCUAUUACAUUAGAAAAUAUUUCUGGAAAUACAAAUCAAAUGCUAAGAAGAGGAUAAAAGAAAAAUACAAUAUUGAUACGAACCUUGAAGUGAAAAGUUUUACAAAUACCAAAACAUUUGAUGGGAACUACAUCGGUGUUGGUAAAGUAACGAGAAGGGCUCACACGAAAUCUGUUGCGCGGGAGGACGGGUCUUUUUCUAAACUGGAAUUGAAGAGGGCAUUCAACUACGCUAUAAAUACACUAAAGUUAAAAAAGUUUAGAAAACAAAAUGUUGGCAGAGAGAGAAAGGCGACAAUAAAAGUUUUCCUGUACUUUAUACGAGACUGCAACGAGGUAAAUAUAGAGAAUGGAGAUAACAUUUUUAUAAACAGCACCAUCGUUGAGGACAGAAAAGAGAAACAACUCUCAAAGGGCGUGUGAUUGAACAAGCCUAUGUUGGAUUGGACCUCAUUUAGAAAAAAAAAAUUAAUUAUAAUUUAUUUAAAUCAUUGUUUAAAUCUAUAUUAAGUGUUAUACUUUAACCUAUUUUAUUUCUAUAGUAAAAUUGAAACAUUUGUGUAAAUACUUUUAAAGCACUACUUCUAAAAGACUUAUGUCUGUUUUUGUUAAUAGUUGUUUUUUAAUAUAGAAAUAACGUCCUGGUUACUGUAAAACAUUUAAAAGUACUACUCACAAUUCCAACCUAGAAUUAGAUUAUCUUCUAAAAGUAGAACAGACUAAAUUUCAACAAAUUUCAAUGUUAUAAAAUUAAUAACAAGUUAUGAUUUAUAAAUGUGUUAAUUUAUACUCUAAAGCUAAUAAACGGUAUAAAAUG